AUCAGAUCCUGAAGUUGCGAUCACGUUAAAGCACUGGUGCGGGGAUGUGGUCGGUGUUAAACGAAAUACUCCUGACACCAUUUUCUUUUAAGGCAACACUUGACGUCUGGUGAGUCGCUCCGUGAGCCGCGGCGAGGCGGGCGUUGUAAUUUUGCCGAAGACUUAAGUACUUUUUUUUUUUUUAAAAGGCCCGGAGGAAAACACAGUUAAGCUAACGGUAAAUAGCCACCAUGUCGUGGGAAGAAUUGCCUCGUUUUCUGGCCUCGCCUCUCCUCUGUUUCCCUGCUCUCUGAUCCGACCGGACAACAAAACAAGCAGAGGUAACUUCGCACUGAACUGUCAAUGCAGCUAACAGUUGGUGUUAUAAAUUAGUCAACACCGACGGGUUUACUCUAGCUUGUUAGCUUGCGAGCCAUGGCGGACAGCUUCGGAGAGGAGUCCAGCGGCGGUGCCCUUGGUUUAGGCGUAACCGGACCGGGCAGCGCAGCCUCGCUGCUGCCGACUUUGACCAACUCUCUGCCGGGGGGACACUCGGCCGUCAGCGGUGCUCACCCCGGAUCCAACCCGGCCUCCCCGCCUCCCGCAUCGGCCGCGCCGAGUGGCCUAACCGCCGUGGUGGCCCCCAUGUCCGCUGUCACUGCUACGCCAGUCGGCUUCGGGAACGCGUUUUCCCCCGGCUCCUCGCCACCUGUCGUGGCCAUGUCUCCGACCGUACACACCUCCACGCCUCUCCCCGGGGUCGGGUUAGGGGUAGCCGGGGUGGCAGGAGCGGGCCUCCUGUCCCAAAUCCACGCUACUUCCUGGGACCCGACUCUGAGUGCGGACUGGGACAACGAGAAGGCUUCCCAGCAGUGCAUCCUGAGGAUAAAGAGGGAUAUCAUGUCCAUCUACAAGGAGCCACCGCCAGGCAUGUUUGUAGUCCCUGAUCCCCAAGACAUGACCAAGAUCCACGCCCUGAUCACAGGACCUUUUGACACACCGUACGAGGGCGGUUUCUUCCUCUUCCUGUUCCGCUGCCCUCCCGACUACCCCAUCCACCCACCGCGGGUCAAGCUCAUCACCACCGGACACAACACCGUCCGGUUCAACCCCAACUUCUACCGCAACGGCAAAGUCUGCCUCAGCAUCCUGGGGACAUGGACCGGCCCAGCGUGGAGUCCAGCCCAGAGUAUCUCAUCUGUCCUAAUUUCUAUCCAGUCUCUGAUGACAGAAAACCCCUAUCACAAUGAACCUGGCUUUGAACAGGAGCGUCACCCAGGGGACAGCAAGAAUUACAACGAGUGCAUUCGCCACGAGACCAUGAGGGUGGCUGUGUGUGACAUGCUCGAGGGCAAAGUUCCCUGCCCUGAGGCUCUGUGGAGUGUGAUGGAAAAGUCCUUCCUCGAGUAUUACGAUUUCUACGAGGGAGUCUGCAAAGAGAGGCUGCAUAUGCAGGGACAGAACAUGCAGGAUCCAUUCGGCGAGAAGCGCGGCCGCUUUGACUACCAGGGCCUGCUGGCUCGCCUCGGCGCCACUCACAGGCGAAUACGGGAGAAAAACCUGGCGGAGGAAGACCACAACGACGACGACUCGGACUCAGACACCAGCUCCUCUGGGACGGACCCUGACAGCCAGGGCAGCUCCCAGCCCUGACUCCCUGGACGGUGCGGGACUCAAAGCCAGACCAAGAGCUAAAGACAAAGGGACUCUUUCUUCUUUUCUUUUUUUUUUUCCUUUCUCUUUUUUUUUUUUUUGUUUGCAGUGGAGAAUCAACAUCACAGAAGAGAAUGUGAUAUCUAGAAUUAAGGCUUUAUGAGUCACUUAAGUCAGGGGUUGACGAUUUGAAUCAAGCUACUCUUGUGCUAGCACUCGCAAUGAAACACCAUCCGCUAGUCAAAUGCUGGCAAAUUUGACCCAUAGCGGAGCAUUUAUGCUACUAUUGUAGCUACCCAUGAUUGACUCUAAAACUCAAGACGGCUCCCCAGACUCAUAGAUUGGGGGAUGUAAAAGGGUAGCAUCAUUGCUUGGGCCUUUAGUAGGACAAAAUAAGAUAAGUUCAGAAUUCUAAGUUGCUCCACUUCAAUCAGCAAGCCCAAACAUGUUCUGUAUUCUUUUCCCAAGAAAGGGUACCGUCUUAGUUACCAUAAGGAGGAGGAGAACUUGGACAGAUGGCUGUCCUGCAAAGUAGCCUUAUCUUCUUUGAAUUCAAGAGGGCAGGAAGAAAUACCUUUUUAUCAGUGGAGGGUAAACGACCGAAGAAGAAAGUGAUUGCUUUGCAAGUCAUGUGCCUUGUCGCCUCUGGCCAGGGUGAAGCCACCCCACACACUUCUAUCAGACUGGACCUCACCUGCGUCUCCAACCAGGCCACACAGAAACAUCAGCACCUCUGGAUUUCUGAAUACUGAAUAUUCUGAUUCCUGUGUAUUCAAAAAAAAAAAAAAAAAAAAAAAGACCAAGUUCUGCUUACCUUUCAGUUCUAACCGUGCGGUUGAACUGACUGUAAAUCUGUUUACCAGAUAAGAAGCCGAUAGACAAAUGUCAGUUUCAUUGACAUCCACAUUUAUACCUUUUGUUAUGCUGUUUUCUCUUUGUCUUACUGAAAGUAACGGAAAUUCCCAGUGUGUAGGGUGCAUUGUUUAUUUGUAAACCCUGCUGUUUUUUUUUUUUUUUUUUUGGGUUGCCGGCUCUUGUGAUUAACAUGUCACAAUAAAACCAAACCAUCCCGUGCUUUAGCUAGAGCCGCCUAAGUUCAGGGGUACUAAUGGAAGAUAGACAAGGAGAACGCUCCAAUGCUGUUCACACUGCAAGUAACACAGUCGCUUUGUUCUCCUCUGCCGAAGCCCUUGGCUAAUGGUUUCUGCAUAGUUUGAUUCAGUAAUUAAAGAUGGCUCUUGCUCACUAGGUGACUAAUUCAGACGAUUACUAGUGUUGGCGAGUGCGUGGUUUUUACCAGCAGGUGUCAGACUUGGCACAGGCUUCAGUCUGACACAAGAUAUUGGUGAAACAUGGCCCAUAAAUAUAUAUAUUAGGAGUAACUGAUUUGUAAUUGCUCUGCUUGUUCAUUCAGACUCUGAAUAAACCAUUCUAGCAUUAUUCUGAGAGAUGGAACAAAAAUCCUAGCCCUCCUUUCAGCUCGGCUGAAGUUAAUCAUCCUUCAGAAAUGUGGCUUACAAAAACCGAGCCAACAUCCGCACCUUGGUAAUCGGGUGCAGGUUUACACAGAAUAUAACUACCAGUACAUAUUCCUACGCGACAGCUUAGCAAGGAGAUACUGUUUGUAGCGACAGGUAAAUAUUGUACUGAAGACCUGCAAGUUUGGAAGAUAAUCGAGGGAUUUGACUCAGGCGGCAGAAGCUUCAUGUCAACUCUGCAGCCGGUAUGGAUGAACUACAGUCAGUUUCCGCUUAUCUUAGCAAAAAUGCUGGAAACCGUGCGCAGCUUGCACAAUUGUCAAUAAGUACAAUAAACAACUUGCAUCUCUAAAUAAACAUACAGAUAAGAAGUAUUUCUCGUACUAUUUGCUACUCUUACUACUACUAGUUUCUAGUCCCACUCAUGUUUCGGUUUCUUGGUGGGUUUUGUUACCCUUGAAAUGAGCAAGGCUAGCAGUUUCCCUCUUUUCCAGUCUUUGUGCUAAGCUAACUAGUGGCUGGCUGUAGAAAUUCGGAUUGUCUAGCUAUGUUGCCCAGCAUUUCCAAAUAUAGACAUUAAAUUUGGUAUGUAAUUCCCUUGUAAUAAACUCCAAAAAGUGUUUAAAUGCAGAAAGACAAAUGGUCUGAGCGAUAACUGGCUGUUGUGGCUGUUUGAUUUCCUCCUUGCCUUCCGUUGUCCCCCCUGCCUGUGUCUGCCUUUAGCUCCCCACAGUCGUGUUAGCAUCGAAAAAGGGCAGCGGUUUGCUUCUGCUGGCAGCCAACCACUGAUCCACUCCAUCAGUCACUAUUGUCGGGCAUUCCUUUUAAUUUUCCUUUUAUUACGUUGUAGAAUGUUUAUGAGAAGCAGCUUCUAGAAAAUGUAUGCGACUGCUGAAAUGUCAAUUGCCACCUAUCUUUGCGCGGUGGAAGAGAAGAGUUUCUGUCCCUGCUUGGUUGUCUUGUGUUGUGCUUAAAGCAGGGUUCCUAUGUGGCUCUUUAGAGCUUGGGAUUACUGACGGAAGUGGUCGUUUCUUGGCCUUGAACAUGUUGGUAUUGUACAGAAGUUCUGGAAAAGUACAGAAUAAAAAGUUCAGUCUUGA
Messenger RNA from Mugil cephalus (flathead mullet), 4210 nucleotides. It is a transcript of the gene ube2z, whose product is annotated as ubiquitin-conjugating enzyme E2Z. Lineage: Eukaryota; Metazoa; Chordata; Actinopteri; Mugiliformes; Mugilidae. Gene Ontology annotation, cellular component: nucleus. The coding region runs from base 415 to 1632 and encodes 405 amino acids. Gene Ontology annotation, biological process: negative regulation of apoptotic process. The record is from RefSeq and is a predicted model, not a curated record. The transcript has 7 exons. Gene Ontology annotation, molecular function: ubiquitin conjugating enzyme activity; cysteine-type endopeptidase inhibitor activity.